This is a messenger RNA of Camellia sinensis, 1034 nucleotides long. NCBI's taxonomy places the organism in Eukaryota, Viridiplantae, Streptophyta, Magnoliopsida, Ericales, Theaceae. The record is from RefSeq and is a predicted model, not a curated record.
UGGACAUAUAUACAUUGUCAUUGAGUAAACAAAAAUGUUAAAAAUUUUAAAAAAUUUAUCAAAAAUUUUAUUAAAUGUCUUGCAUGGGUGUGGAAUUCACAUGGAACCCACAUUGUGUGAGUUGUACACCUAUAUGAGAUAUUUGAUAAAAAUUACUCUUGAGUGAAAGGAUAUAGAUAAAAAAUUUGCUUUGUUUUUAUAACGUAUUGAUAGUCUCAUAAUUGAUAAUUGAACUUUAUUAAACAAUCAACAAUGGAGUGCCCAUUACAGUUCCCUAUCUCAACCCAAAAGUCCUUGGAAUCCCAAAGAAUCAUGCCUCCAAUCUUCAUCUUGUAUAUAUAUAUAUAUAUAUAUUCCCACUUCUUCUCAACUUGUGUCAGUUAAUUUUGGUUUCUAAAACAAAACAACCAACCAUGUUUGGGAAGAAAGAAAGUACACAUGUAACUCUGAAAGUGCAGAGACAACAUGUAUUGGACGUAUUUUUAAGGAUCAAACGUGAUCUGUCACUUCGUGAACUCAAGCUUGCUUAUUGUGUCCGUCUUGGAUUGGAAAUAGAUGCUGUUCGGUUCACUUAUGAUGGUGUGAAGAUCGGCGACAAUGAAACAGCCGAUGAACUGAAAAUGGAGGAUGGUCAUGUCAUUGAUGCCUGGUCUGAUCAAUCCGGUGGUGGCCACGGCGGCGGUGAUGCUAGUAAUGUUCUUUGAUGUGUUCUGUGUUUGACCUGCCAUUUUGCUGUUUUCUUCCCUUUUGAAGUUUGUUCAAAUGUUAUGGAACUUAUUGUAUCUAAUUUAAGCUUGGAAAAAUAUGUUAGACAUACAUCAUUUUAUAAUUAUGUGGCAAUGGUAUUUUUCCUCCUACAGGUGGACUACAAGUUUUUUUUGUCUGAAAAAAUGUUUUAAGUGCACAUAAAUAGAAUGUGAAAAGAAUAUGUAAAAAUUGUAUUCUAUGAUUACAAUCUAUUUUGAGUGUGAUAUGAAUUAUGAAAUAUUAACAUCUGUAUAGAAUAUAGAUAUGGCGAGAACAUAUAUGAACAC